AUGGCGCGUCCUCAAAACAUCGGUAUCAAAGGUUUCGAAAUCUACCUUCCGUCGCAGUAUGUCGACCAAGCCGAGCUCGAACAGGCCGAUGGCAUUCCUGCUGGCAAGUACACUAUUGGUUUAGGCCAGACGCGCAUGGCGUUCGUCAACGACCGUGAGGAUAUUUACUCGCUUGGUCUGACGGUUGUGUCGCGCUUGCUUGCCAAGAACAACAUUGAUCCUGCCAGCAUUGGCCGGCUCGAGGUUGGUACCGAGACGCUUCUUGAUAAGUCGAAAUCUGUCAAGAGCGUCCUCAUGCAGCUGUUUGGCGAGAACCACGACAUUGAGGGCAUUGACACCGUGAACGCUUGUUACGGUGGCACCAAUGCGCUUUUCAACGCGAUCAACUGGGUCGAGUCCUCCAGCUGGGACGGCCGUGAUGCUAUCGUUGUUGCCGGCGACAUCGCCAUCUAUUCCAAGGGCGCCGCCCGACCUACUGGUGGUGCUGGCGUUGUUGCCAUGCUUAUUGGCCCUGACGCCCCUCUAGUUCUUGAGCCUCACCACGGUAUCUACAUGGAGCAUGCUUAUGAUUUCUACAAGCCUGAUUUCACCUCCGAGUACCCCGUGGUUGACGGCCACUUUUCUCUCAGCUGCUAUACUAAGGCGCUUGACGGGGCUUACAGCGUGUAUAACAAGAAGGCCAAGAACACCGACGGUCUGAAGCACUUUGACUACUCAGCGUUCCAUGUGCCUACUUGCAAGCUUGUGACCAAGUCAUAUGCGCGCCUUCUCUAUAACGACUAUCGCCAUGAUCCCAAGUCCGUCGAGGGCGUUCCCGAAGAGAUUGCCGCCGUGGACUACGAGGCGUCUUUCACCGACCGUAAUGUCGAAAAGACCUUCCUCGGUCUGGCCAAAGACCUGUCCACCAAGCGCAUGGCCCCGUCUUUGAUCGCCUCCACCAACACCGGUAACAUCUACACCGGCUCGCUGUACUUGUCUUUGGCUUCUUUGCUCACUUUCGUGCCUCAGGAGGACCUUGCAGGCAAGCGUAUCUCCAUGUUCUCUUACGGCUCUGGCCUUGCAUCUGCGUUCUUCUCUGUGCAAGUCAAGGGCGAUAUCUCCAAGCUGGUUGCCAACUUGGACCUUAAGGGCUUGCUCGAUAACCGUACCAAGGUCAGCCCCAGUGAUUACGAGGCUGCUCUUGAGCUCCGUGAAAAGGCUCACCUGCAAAAGUCCUUCACCCCUGCUGGCUCCACCGACCACUUGCGCAAGGGCACUUACUACUUGACUGCCAUUGACGACAAGUUCCGUCGUACCUACGAGAUCAAGCAGUAG
Messenger RNA from Wickerhamiella sorbophila, 1314 nucleotides. Its product is annotated as Hydroxymethylglutaryl-CoA synthase. The record is from RefSeq and is a predicted model, not a curated record. The transcript has a single exon. NCBI's taxonomy places the organism in Eukaryota, Fungi, Ascomycota, Dipodascomycetes, Dipodascales, Trichomonascaceae. Gene Ontology annotation, biological process: ergosterol biosynthetic process; acetyl-CoA metabolic process. Gene Ontology annotation, molecular function: hydroxymethylglutaryl-CoA synthase activity. The coding region runs from base 1 to 1314 and encodes 437 amino acids.